AGUGAUCACAACCAGCGGUGUUUUGGGGGGUGCUUUCUGCGGUGUGCUCAGUGCACGGCAGUGACUGGCUGAUAAAGCACGGGCAAGGAGAGGAAGCGCGCUUGCCUGCUUCGGGGAACGCUUCUGUCAACAAUCAAAUUUCCCCACCACUGUCACCCAAGUUCGACCUUCAGGCUUCCGAAGAACGACCAACCUUCAAAUUUCCACUUCUCCAGCCAAACCCGCCCGUUGUUGUUGUUGUCUUGUGACCCAGCUGCUGUCUUUGGUUUUGCUGACAGGCUAUAUUCAUAUUGCACCUCUCUCUUUUUUUGCAGCAAAGAGUACUUCUGCUACCAAGUCAAGAUGCGUGAGAUUAUCAGCUUGAACGUCGGCCAGGCCGGUUGCCAGAUCGCCAACUCCUGCUGGGAGCUGUACUGCCUUGAGCACGGCAUCCAGCCCGAUGGAUACCUCACUGAGGAGCGCAAGGCUGCUGACCCCGACCAUGGCUUCAGCACUUUCUUCUCUGAGACUGCAGGAAAUGGCAAAUAUGUUCCCCGGACAAUCUACUGCGAUCUCGAGCCCAACGUCGUCGAUGAGGUCCGCACUGGUGCCUACCGUGGCCUCUUCCACCCCGAGCACAUGAUUACCGGAAAGGAGGACGCCUCCAACAACUAUGCCCGCGGUCACUACACUGUCGGCAAGGAGCUUAUUGAUCAGGUGCUCGACAAGGUCCGCCGCGUGGCCGAUAACUGCAGUGGUCUUCAGGGUUUCCUCGUUUUCCACUCCUUCGGUGGUGGUACCGGUUCCGGUUUCGGUGCUCUGUUGAUGGAGCGCCUCUCGGUUGACUAUGGCAAGAAGUCAAAGCUCGAGUUCUGCGUCUAUCCUGCCCCCCAGACCGCUACCUCUGUUGUUGAGCCUUACAACUCUAUUCUCACCACCCACACUACCCUUGAGCACGCCGACUGCUCCUUCAUGGUCGACAACGAGGCUAUCUACGAUAUCUGCCGUCGCAACCUUGGUCUCGAGCGCCCCAACUAUGAGAACCUGAACCGUCUCAUUGCUCAGGUCGUUUCUUCUAUUACUGCCUCGCUCCGUUUCGAUGGCUCCUUGAACGUCGAUCUCAACGAGUUCCAGACCAACUUGGUCCCCUACCCCCGCAUUCACUUCCCUUUGGUUGCUUAUGCCCCCGUCAUCUCGGCCGCCAAGGCUGCCCACGAGGCCAACAGCGUCCAGGAGAUGACCAUGUCUUGCUUCGAGCCCAACAAUCAGAUGGUUAAAUGCGACCCCCGCAAUGGCAAGUACAUGGCUACCUGCUUGUUGUACCGCGGUGACGUCGUCCCCAACGACGCCCACGCUGCCGUUGCCACCCUCAAGACCAAGCGCACCAUCCAGUUCGUCGACUGGUGCCCUACCGGUUUCAAGCUUGGUAUCUGCUACCAGCCCCCCCACCAGGUGCCCAACGGCGAUCUGGCCAAGGUUAACCGUGCUGUCUGCAUGCUUUCCAACACCACCGCCAUUGCCGAGGCCUGGUCCGCUCUCUCUCACAAGUUCGAUCUCAUGUACUCCAAGCGCGCCUUCGUCCACUGGUAUGUUGGUGAGGGUAUGGAGGAGGGUGAGUUCUCGGAGGCUCGCGAGGAUCUUGCUGCUCUUGAGCGCGAUUACGAGGAGGUUGCUGCCGAUUCGAUGGAGGGUGAGGAUGUCGAGGCCGAGUACUAA
This is a messenger RNA of Podospora pseudocomata, 1695 nucleotides long. RefSeq names its product alpha-tubulin. The record is from RefSeq and is a predicted model, not a curated record. Lineage: Eukaryota; Fungi; Ascomycota; Sordariomycetes; Sordariales; Podosporaceae. Gene Ontology annotation, cellular component: cytoplasm; microtubule; nucleus. Gene Ontology annotation, molecular function: structural constituent of cytoskeleton; GTP binding. Bases 343 to 1695 code for a protein of 450 amino acids. The transcript has 7 exons. Gene Ontology annotation, biological process: mitotic cell cycle; nuclear migration by microtubule mediated pushing forces; nuclear division.